CGCUUACAUUUCACGCCCAACUCAAAAUCGCUCUCCUCUGUUUCCCAUUUUCUCAAUUUUUAUCUAUAUUUUAAUAAUUAUAUUAAAUAAACCAGAGAGAAGAGCAGCUCUCGCCGUUCUCGUUCUCAGGUCUUGAAGAUGUCGACACCAGCUAGGAAAAGAUUGAUGAGGGAUUUCAAGCGGUUGCAGCAGGACCCGCCAGCUGGCAUCAGCGGUGCGCCGUACGAUAACAACAUUAUGCUGUGGAAUGCGGUUAUAUUCGGUCCAGAUGAUACCCCUUGGGAUGGAGGAACGUUUAAGUUGACACUUCAAUUCACAGAGGAUUACCCAAACAAGCCCCCGAUUGUGCGGUUCAUAUCUAGGAUGUUCCAUCCCAACAUUUAUGCAGAUGGAAGUAUUUGCUUGGAUAUAUUGCAAAAUCAGUGGAGUCCGAUAUAUGAUGUAGCUGCUAUACUUACAUCUAUUCAGUCUCUGCUCUGCGAUCCAAACCCAAAUUCGCCCGCAAACUCUGAAGCUGCACGUUUGUUCAGCGAGAACAAACGCGAAUACAACAGGAAGGUACGCGAAAUUGUCGAGCAGAGCUGGACGGCAGAUUAAUAUUCCACCAAUCGAAAAGCUGCACAAGAGGGGAUCGCAAAUUGACGAGCUUAAUUUGCAAAGAUCCCCUCUCCCCUAAUGUUUGUAUUAUUAUGAUUGCUACAAUUACGUUUACUGUGUCUCGUAGUUCGGAAAGAAAAACGCUGUUAUCAAUGUCUUAAAAUGUUUAUUUUCAGGUAAUACGCAGAGUGUCUUUAUCUUGAUAUAUAGUAAUUCUGAAUGAUCCUGCAGCCUAUGUAUAUAGUCAAUAUUCUGUACCGAAUUGCCUAGUAUAUUUUUAUCGACUUUAUUAAUUUACGUCGUUCUUGUGA
Molecule: messenger RNA, 908 nt
Organism: Erythranthe guttata (spotted monkey flower)
Lineage: Eukaryota; Viridiplantae; Streptophyta; Magnoliopsida; Lamiales; Phrymaceae
Product: ubiquitin-conjugating enzyme E2 2
Source: RefSeq, a predicted model, not a curated record